GGAGGCGAGAGGAAUAAAGGGGUCGUAGGAGAGAGCGUCCGGUGUUGAUACCAUUAAAUCUUCAAUCAUCUGCUUGUUGAUUAGGCUAAAACAGCUCCGUCUUAUCGAGGCAUCUUGAAAACAUAGUCGGUAAAGCGGAGGUCGGAAGAUUUGUUGAUAAAAGGCAACGACAAACGGAAAAAGUGUGUAUUUGUUCGCCGCCCGGUAUCGGCCGAGCUAACGGGAGUUAGCAGCAUUAGCACGACAUACCGGGGCCCAGUCUUCAGUCUUAUUUUUCAGUGAUACUUCUUAUUUUCUCGACACUUUGAAGCGCGAUGGCUUGUGGCGCUACUUUGAAAAGGACUCUGGAUUUUGAUCCGUUAAUGAACCAGGCUUCGCCCAAAAGGCGAAGGUGCGCCCCGGUUAUGUCUCCGGUGUCUUCGCCGCAGAAGUAUCUGCGUAUGGAGCCGUCGCCUUUCGGGGAAGUGUCGUCCAGACUCACCGCGGAGCAAAUUCUCCACAACAUCAAGCAGGAGUACAAGCGACUGAAGCGGCGACACCUGGACAGUGCUCUCCAGCAGGUGGACGGCUGCUGUCCUCUGGACCUGCACAACAUCCCUGGUGCUUCGGCCCUCCCAGGUACGUCUUCAGGCGCCUCUCCCGUCAGGAAAGAACAGCCGUUAUUCUCCCUCAGACAGGUCGGGAUGAUCUGCGAGAGACUACUGAAGGAGCGAGAGGACAAAAUUCGCGAGGAGUACGACGAGAUUCUGACCACAAAGCUCGCAGAGCAAUAUGAUGCGUUCGUCAAGUUCACGCACGACCAGCUGAUGCGACGGUUUGGAGAGCAACCUGCCAGCUACGUUUCCUGAGUGUCGGCGUCUUGUUUCUGCGAGCUCCUGCAGGGCCUCGGUGGGUCUGGUUGGACUUUUCUCCUCGCUGUGCCAUAUUGCCUCUCUGUGGACUCACUGCCUCAGGCGUGGACGUUAGGGGGGCUUCCUCCUGCCGACGUGCCCCAAGACUCUUUCUGCGACUCCCAGUGGUCUCUUCACUGCCGUAUUGAUAUGUUUGGCUCUGUUCUGAUGCCUUUGUGAAAGGCAGACUGUCGACACACUUUUUCUGAUUUUACUUGAUUUUUUUUUUUUUUUUUCGUCACUCAGUUAUUUCACACAGAGAGGGUUUUUAGCUGCAGCUUUUUAUCAAAGCAUUUUGAAAAAGGGAUGAUGAGCAGAAUGGAGGCAGCUUUGUGAUUGGACUACAGUAACAGCAGAAGUCUUGGCUUUUUUUUGACAUUGUUAAAGCAUUGUAUACACUGUAUUUUAUUUUUUAUUUUAGUUUUGUUCAUUGUUCCAGAUUUUUAUGAUUAUAUCUGCUGUCGGUAUCAAAACAGGCUUUGAUUUGA
Salarias fasciatus (jewelled blenny) is the source of this 1378-nucleotide messenger RNA. It is a transcript of the gene akirin2, whose product is annotated as akirin 2. The record is from RefSeq and is a predicted model, not a curated record. Gene Ontology annotation, biological process: positive regulation of transcription by RNA polymerase II; positive regulation of innate immune response. NCBI's taxonomy places the organism in Eukaryota, Metazoa, Chordata, Actinopteri, Blenniiformes, Blenniidae. Gene Ontology annotation, molecular function: transcription coregulator activity. Gene Ontology annotation, cellular component: chromatin; nucleus.